UUAUAUAACCACUCAUUGAAUUGUGUCCACAGAUAUGAUGUUGACUUCAUCGGUGGUCAAGAAGUUGAUUGUCGGCCAAAACAGUCGCUUAUUAUCACUCAGAGCUGUUUUGGCCGCAAAUGGUGGUCAGCCCGCGAGUGACAGCCGGUUAUCCUUCACUAGAAGUAUCGCAAAUCAGCCAUACAUAGCUACCGGCCCUAAGACUAAUGUCAGGACAGGGAUCUCAUCGCCGAAGAACAUGUCUCUGCGCUACUGUUCCCCGAUUCCCACCAUAACACUGAUGGACAAUAGCGUCGACACGGCGUUGGACGGCUCGCUCACCACCACCUCUACUAUCAGUACGUCUGCCACGACCUCCCGGCGCCCGUUGGCCAUCAUAUUGGCCUGGAUGCUGGCCCAGGACAAGCACCUGGAGAAGUAUCGGCAGCUAUGGUUUCGCCGGGGGUUCGACGUCCUCACCGUCAAGACCUCACCCGUGGAACUACUGUUGCCGCCCAUCGGGGGCCGUGUGGUGGCCGCCAAUCUGGUCCGUUAUCUGUCGGACAUACAGCCCAAGUAUGAGGAGAUUGUGGUCCACGCCUUCUCGGUGGGCGGCUAUCAGUACGGGGAGGUGUUGCUGAAGUUGACAUCCAGUUCCAGGCACCGGGACCUGAGCUCGGCGUUCAAAGGCAUUAUCAUUGACUCCAUGGUUCACGCAGAGGACUGCGCGCCCGGGCUGUCGAGGGCUGUCACCACUAACCCCAUUGUACAGCCAUUGCUUGAGGCGGCCAUCAAGGGCUGGGUAACGCUCACCCGCCCGGUGUCGAUGGAUAACUACCGGCGCUCGUCUGACCAGAUCUUCGCCAACCCAUUGAGAUUACCCGGUCUGUUAUUGUAUUCAUGCGAUGAUGUGGUGAGCGAACGGACCCGUAAUGAGCGACUGUCCGACUCGUGGCGAUCGCAGGGCAUACCCGUGCAGACCAAGUGCUGGCAACAGUCCACUCAUGUGCUCCACUAUCGCGACCAUCAGUGCGAAUACGAGGAACAGUUGGAUCAAUAUCUUCGCAAAUUGAGGCUUAAGUCGGGAAACAUAUGAAACCAAUCAGUGUUUUGUUUGAAGCGAUGUUUUUAAUAUACGAAAAGUUUUUGCUUACAUUUGUUUUAAAAGUGUUGGCUAACCCUG
This is a messenger RNA of Oppiella nova, 1162 nucleotides long. The record is from the annotation of a GenBank genome assembly. NCBI's taxonomy places the organism in Eukaryota, Metazoa, Arthropoda, Arachnida, Sarcoptiformes, Oppiidae.